ACGUGACGUGUUUUGGUUUAGCAAAGAUGGCCGCCUGCAUUAAAAUGGUCUUGAAACCCGGCUGGGAGGCGUGAGGUCGUUCAUUAAAUUGUUGAUAUAUAACGAUUACCUCGUAAGAGGGAACCGAUAGCUCGCAGACUUCUGCGACUGAAUGGUCUCGUCAUGGAUAUAAUUAGUUCUAAUGACAGAAUGCUAUAAGGCCGCAAGCUCGCAAAUUGAAGAGACGCUUCUGACAGCAUAGGUAAUAGCAUAGGUAAGCGUGUGAGCUUAAGGAUAUAUGUUUAAAGGAUAUAGCUAGCUAAACUAUAUUCAUAUAGCAGGUUGUGUGCAUUACUCUAUACUGCGUAUAUUUUUAUGGCCAUCUAAAUUAAUUUCUUCACUUAGUACGCCAGUUAACGUAGCCAGUUACUCACAAGAAAUAAGUUGAAUACAUUCAGCUUAAACUAAAUAACAUUACCUUAUUUCGCUUACAUGCGUAACGCUUGGUUGACUUUGUUUAACCGAAUAUUUUCCUUCAUAACUGAAUGAGUGGAGACUAGCGUUAUAGCCUAUACUUCCUCGUGUAGAUACCUUAAGUUAGCUUGAACUUGUAGCAGCGAUGGCGUUGCUACGGUCAAGGCUGCCUCGCCUCGGUCCGCUAUGUUACGGCCGCAGGGACAUCAGCUUUUUCUCCAACACGUCGCCCUCAAACUGGAGUAAAGUAGUCUCAGACGCGGAGAAAAUCGUGGGGUAUCCCACCUCGUUCAUGAGCUUGCGGUGCUUGCUCAGCGAUGAAUUAAGCAACGUCGCGAUGCACGUCAGGAAACUCGUGGGAACCAAGCACCCUUUGCUAAACACCGCAAGGGGCUUUGUGUACGACAGUAAGAGUAACCUGCAGAUGAGGGGGCUGGUGGUGUUGCUGAUAUCGAAGGCCGCGGGGCCCAGCGCCGGGGCAGCUGACCUCCUGCAGCAGGACAUGGUGAGCGGGAUCUACCCCAGUCAGCGGAAUCUGGCUGAAAUCACCGAGCUCAUCCACACGGCCUUCCUGGUGCAUCGUGGGAUUGUUGACCUGAGGGAGUGGACGAACUCCGACGGCCCUCUCAAAGACAUGCAGUUCGGAAACAAGAUGGCCGUGCUCAGCGGGGACUUCCUGUUGGCCAACGCCUGCACAGGAUUGGCCCAGCUCAACAAUACCAAGGUGGUGGAGCUGAUCUCCAGUGCCAUUGGAGACCUGGUGCAGGGUAUAUACUCUGAGAACUCCUCCAGUGCUGAGGAGAGCAGUCCUGUCGAUGACAUCACGAUGACCUCGUGGGAGGAGCAGACCUUCCUGUCCCAUGGUGCUUUGCUGGCCAAGAGCUGCCAGGCUGCCAUGGAGCUCGCCAGGCAUGACCAGAAGGCCCAGGCGCUGGCCUUCCAGUACGGCAAGCACAUGUCCCUGGGUCACAAGAUGAACUCUGACCUGCAGCCCUUUGUGAAGGGCAGUUCGGGGGACUCCGUGUGCUUCAGCCUGAGCUCGGCCCCUGUGGUGUUCCACCGUCACAUGGUGGGGCCCGAGAGCUGGGAACUGCAGCUGCAACAGGCCACCACUAUUGGAAGGCAGGUGGACUACACAAAGCUCCGCGGGACGAUCACGGCGGGGACGGGCGUGAGCUCGGCGAUGGAUCUCUGCGGUUACCACGGAAACCGAGCCCUGGAGGCCGUCCGCUGCUUCCCGCCGUCGGAGGCCCGGUCCGCUUUAGAGAACAUGGCCGCCGCCGUCACCAAGUUCUGACCCGUUACCGGGGGCGACGGCGGGGCGGGGGUCGGGGGGUGGCGCUCAUCCUCUCCAAAAACUCUACUCACUCGCCUCACUGACUCCUGACCCUGCCCCCAGUGCCUGAUAUGGCCCAAUCGCGGAAGGACGCUGACCUGAUAAUCUGAAGGUUCUGGCCCAAUCAGGUCUGGGCUAGAAUGUGACUUGAGCUGUCAUAGGGAGCUGUGAUGAACCCCGCCCACUAAUCAGUACUGGUGUGAUCAACCAAUCACUGAGAGCCUUUGGUCCAGAAGCCCUUUGACUGACACCUGAGGGCCUAACCGCCCUGCCUCAUUCGCCAAAGUCUGGGACGACUUUUUAUUGAAAAACCAAUAAAGAAAGUAUUCUAUAUAUA
Messenger RNA from Conger conger (European conger), 2126 nucleotides. It is a transcript of the gene pdss2, whose product is annotated as prenyl (decaprenyl) diphosphate synthase, subunit 2. Gene Ontology annotation, biological process: ubiquinone biosynthetic process; isoprenoid biosynthetic process. Gene Ontology annotation, molecular function: prenyltransferase activity. The record is from RefSeq and is a predicted model, not a curated record. The coding region runs from base 599 to 1750 and encodes 383 amino acids. Gene Ontology annotation, cellular component: transferase complex; mitochondrion. The transcript has 8 exons. NCBI's taxonomy places the organism in Eukaryota, Metazoa, Chordata, Actinopteri, Anguilliformes, Congridae.